AUGUUUAUUUUAUUUAUAAUUUCAGAAUUCACUUUUGGAUGUUAGAUUAAUGGUUAUGAAUCAGGUGUAUGUUCACAAAGAGUUUAAAUAUCUGAUGGAGUAGAAUUCUGUAAUGAUGAACUUGAUGAUUAUGUUUGUGUUCCUGAAAUUAGAGUAGUUUAUAACUAGAUAUUAGAAAUUAUGGCCAGACCAUACUAUUGAAAACAGAGACAAAGAAAUUCGAUUAGAUUUUGUGGCCUAUGUAAGGGACAGAUUAGUUUAAGAAAUUAAUGGAGAUGUAGAAAGCGUGUUAAUAAAAGACGAUACUUGUUAUAAAGCAUAUAAACAAUUCUUAUGUAAAUGGAAUUUCCCACCUUGUGAUGCAGCUACAAAUUUGACAAUUCCGAUUUGUCAGAGCUCCUGUACUUCUUAUUAUGAAAAUUGUGGGUUGAAUUUAACACCUUGUCUACAAUAUUUCUAGAAAUUAGUAUAAUUAAUCCAAUUAUUAUUAAGAAACCAGGUUUAGAUUAAAAUUGCUGAUAUGUUUUAUUUAUAAAUUUUUAUUAAUUUUUAUGAAAUCAUUAUCGGUAUCUAAAUACUAUAACAAUAAUAGUUUAUUGACUCCUGACAAACGAUUGGUAUCAUUUGAUAUUAUUACAGAGUAGAUAAACCACUUAAUCAACUUAAAAAAAAGAUGCACUUUCUGUUUAAAGUUAUUUCUCUGAAUAAUCUUAUCUAAAAUCAGAGGCUUCGAAAAAGGAAAUAAUCAGAUUGAUUAAAUCCACUGUAGACAGUAUCCAUAAAAAUAUCGAUAUCAAAGAGUUGAAUAUUAUUUUGACUAAAUUGCUUGCAGGAUUGAGUUCUUGUAUCAAUGAGUAGGAUAUGUCCCUUAUAUUAAUUUAACUUAUACAAUCAAUCAAAUAAAUUAUUCAGAAUCAAAAAACCAAUGAAAAGUAGGUAUAUGAUUAAGAAAAGGCUUAAUUGUUGAUUAAAUUAUAACAAUUAGAAUAAUAAUCUAAAGAGAACUAAUAGAAAUUUGGUAAUUCUGUUUUUUAUUUUAGAAAAUUAACUCAAAGAAUUCGAAAUACAACACAGAGUUUUAUAAUAUUAAGAUGAAUUAAAUCAAAUUAAGAAGAGUUAAGGUAAUAAAGAUAAUCUUAAUGAUCGCAAUAAACUAAAAGACUAAAUUAAGGAAAUGUAAUAAAAAAUGCUAACAUUAUCAGAAAAGGAGCGUAAAUUAAUACAAUUAGUGAAAGCAGUUAAAUCUAGAGGAAUAGAUGUUGAAAAAAUAUAUAAGAAUUUAAAUAUAUACAGCAGUAAAAAUAGCAAGAGAACUAGUAAACAAUCCAAUUCGUAAGUUGAAGAUAUCUCAAUCACAGAAUCAAAUCUGGCGGAUAUAUCUUAAUUAGAUUAUAGUGUUGGCAAUAUUAAAAGACAUGCUAAAUUUGUAGUUGAUUGA
Messenger RNA from Paramecium pentaurelia, 1438 nucleotides. The record is from the annotation of a GenBank genome assembly. NCBI's taxonomy places the organism in Eukaryota, Ciliophora, Oligohymenophorea, Peniculida, Parameciidae.